This is a messenger RNA of Limulus polyphemus (Atlantic horseshoe crab), 3430 nucleotides long. RefSeq names its product protein regulator of cytokinesis 1-like. Bases 30 to 1952 code for a protein of 640 amino acids. Gene Ontology annotation, molecular function: microtubule binding. Gene Ontology annotation, cellular component: cytoplasm; mitotic spindle midzone; spindle. Gene Ontology annotation, biological process: microtubule cytoskeleton organization; mitotic spindle midzone assembly. Lineage: Eukaryota; Metazoa; Arthropoda; Merostomata; Xiphosura; Limulidae. The record is from RefSeq and is a predicted model, not a curated record. The transcript is spliced from 12 exons.
AUGUAGGCUAAACGUUGAGUUUUAUCUCAAUGUCUAUGAGUAACAAUACCAUUGAAAUGACAGAAAACAGAAAUUCAGACUUUUUUUCCAAAGUGGGAGAGAGAAUAACCAAUUCGGAACCAGCCAUGGCUGAAACCAGACAGGAGCUGGGAGAACUACUUUUGAACAACUUUAAUGUUGCACUAAACCAACUAUUUGCGAUCUGGGAUGAGAUCGGGAUUUUUGAAGAACAGCGGCAAGAAAGAAUCGGUGUAGUGAUUCAGCACCUGCGGACUCUGCUCGAAGAGAUGGUGCAGGAAGAAAAGAAUUUGAGGCAGAGGCUCAUAACUAGCGUGGAGAGUUGUGGAGAACAACUUCUAAAGCUGGCUCAAGAGCUUGGCGUGAAACCAUACGAGCCUGAAGAAGGGUUAUCCAUACUUGAACUGGAGAAGGAACUUAGGACGCGAGUAGAUGACCUGUCAAAGGAGAAACACGAACGACUAAAAAUACUAAAACGCCUCAGAGAAGCAGAACACAAACUGUGUACAUUACUUGUUAUACCAUCCCUCUCUAUUCCAAACGAAUCUGGCGUUCCUUCAAAGGAAGAUCUUAAAGAAGUGGAACAGCAUGUGGCAAUGCUGAAAGAAGAAAAGGAGCGAAGACUAUCAAAAUUUCUUCACUUCAAAGAAAACAUUAUAAGGUUCAUGGAUGAAUUAGAGAGAGUCCCAGAAAGCUCCUUUGAGCGAGACAUUAUUUGUGAAGAAGAAGAAUCGUUUAUAUUAUCCCAAGAAAACCUGCAAAAUCUUAAAGAUCUUCAUGACAAGCUUUGCCAAGCCCAUCAAGAAUGCGAAUCAUUAGGUAAAGAGCUGAAAAACAGACUUCAGGUUUUAUGGGACCGACUGGAGGUGGACCAAGUUGAACAGAAUCAGUACCUUGCUGCCCACCAAGGCUUUCGUCCCUCAACUCUGGAAGCUUUUCAAAAGGAAAUUGACAAGUGUGAAGUCGUGAAGCGUCAGAAUAUAAAAGUAUUUGUGGACAAAAUGAGAAAUGAACUAAAGCAGUGGUGGGACAAGUGUUUCUAUGGAGAAAAACAAAGAGAGGACUUUAAGCCUUUCUAUAGUGACAAUUACAACGAAGAACUGCUUGAUGCUCAUGAUGCAGAGGUUCAUAAAAUGAAGACCCUGUAUGAAGAACAUCAAGAAAUUUUUAUGACGUUAGAAAAAAGGGAAGAUUUCUGGCAAAAGAUGAUUGAAUUUGAGAAAAAAGCAAGUGAUCCACACAGGUUUACAAAUAGAGGUGGAUCUUUACUGCAAGAAGAAAAAGAAAGAAAACGGCUGCUAAAGGAGCUACCAAAGUUGGACAAAGAGUUGGUGGAGAAAAUUUCAAUGUUGGAGAAAAAUCAAGAUCGGGAGUUUCGUGUGAGGGGAACUAAAAUCCAGGAGUAUAUAGAAGGAUUAUGGGAAAGUCACAGGGAAGAAAAAGAGAUGGCAAAACAGCAAAGGCAUCAGCUUAAAGCGAAACAACUCAAACAAGAAUUGGUAAGCAGUUCUCGGCCAACUUCAAGCAAACGAAGGCACGAAGCGGUAACGCCAGGUAAAACUCCAACCAGGACUAGGAAAAUGAGGGGAAGCAAGGAAAAGACCAAUGCACCUGGUACCCCCGUUUCUGUUAACUGUUUUCAGACACCUGGAACAACUAUAUUUCACUCUCCUGUUGAAUUACCACCUCGUUCGGCUGGAAGAACACCUUGGCGUUCACCUGCACCCCACCAACUAAACCCAGCAAAAACAACUCCAGGGCGUACCAUGAAUAAAGAAAGGAAAAUAUUAGGAAUAAUGGAUAAUAAUCAACAGGGCACCACCCAACUGAUAGCUCCGGGAGAAAAUUUUGAUAAACAGAACAAGAUCGUGAACCCUACAGCUGCCAGCGUUUCUUCUUAUACCGAUUUCACUGUAGCUCUGUGUGACGGAUAAGGAGUGUUUAACAGUACAGAGAUUGACGUACCAAACAUAGCUGUCCAUCCUCCCUCUUCAGAUGAAAAUGUUCCACCUGAGUCACUGAAAUGUAGCAUCCGUGCUCCUUCUAUUAUUUAUUAAAACCCAGAGAAACCACUAUGAAUCUUCAAUAUUCACUGACACCAAAAACAAAUAAGAUUUGUAAUCACUACUCCAUCAUUGCUGAAGAUGUGGCUUUGUUGUUGUUCUUCAACAAAUGUGUGAUGAUCAUGUGUUAAAAAAAAGAGAGAGAACAAAUUUACUCUGUGUAUUUUUCUUUCAUAUUUGUAAAAUUUGAAAGAAAAUGUUUGAAUUUAGUUAUAGGUUCUUUUUUGUAUUAGAUUAAUGGUGCUAGUUAAAAUUAUAAGAUUUAUAUAUGUUUAUCAGUUUUCAUUUUAAAAUAAAUCUUAUUUUGUACUUCUUUUCCCCCAUUUAGAUUGAUUAAUAAUAGCUUGAAGUCGGUACUAAUAAUCGAAGCUAUGAUGUGUGAUUAUUUCAAAAUCAAUCAACAAUCUCUCUCUCUUUUUUCUUUUUCAAAUUUUUUUACCACCAUUGAACAAAGCAUUUCAUUAUCAUGUACUUGUAGGUUUUAGUUUUUACUCCUAAAAAUAAAAUCAAUUAAAUAAAAUUUUUAUCUCAAGACCAGCUUAUCACAGAAGAGCAUUUGUGUUAGGUCAACAGUGAUUUUUUUUAUUAUGCUUACUAUGAUAUAUAAUAUUGACCAAAAGUUAGAUAACAUUAUUUGAAUUAUUGAGGGCAUAUUAGUCUAUAUUACAAAUAUAUGAAUAUAUAUAUGUGUGUGUGUGUUUGUGUAGAUUAACAUUUAUUUUUUGCCUAAAAAAUUUCAGACCUUACGAAUUAAAAAUACCAAAAUGGUUCUUAUUUAUGCUAGAAAUGUGACAGUUAAAGAGGAUCUGUUAAUUACUCUGUUGAAAGUCAUGAAAAGUUUCAUUGAUAAAGAGGUGUUUUACUUGAUUUGAUAUACUAGCUAUGUAUAAAGUUAUAUGCCUUUUACAAUUUGUAUUUUAAUUUUUAAUAUAGCUGUUGUAUUGUAGAAUAGAGCAUUUUCAAAACUUGAUGUAGAAUAUUUGUACAAAGUUAUGUUUGAUUUCUUUGCAAUGAAUAUAUUUUUAUGAGCUGCAGAACAUGGUCAGCGAUCGGUAGGUUUUGUAUGUUAGAGGGGGUGGGGAAUACAUUGGAACCAAAAUAAAUGUACAGAAUUUAUUAUAAGAGAAGCAUUUUAGAAAUACUUUUAGAUGAAAGCUUAAAUGUCCAAAACUACCUUUCAGAAAUCGGAAAGGAUAUGUAGAUUAUUCAGCUUUCGUUUAAACACCAUAACUUCAACAAAAAAAACAACUUAAAGCUGACUGUAAAAACCUAGUUGUAUUUUUCCAGAGCUUAGUGGUUGAUUUGUAUUUAUCAAGCUUUCUUAAACUUGGAUUAAAAUCUGUAAGCCG